Molecule: messenger RNA, 585 nt
Organism: Fraxinus pennsylvanica
Lineage: Eukaryota; Viridiplantae; Streptophyta; Magnoliopsida; Lamiales; Oleaceae
Source: the annotation of a GenBank genome assembly
AUGGUUGUGGCUUUGGGUCCCGGAAAAUUCUACGGCAGCAGCCUGCCGAGGCCGCGGUUCUACACAGAUGUAAAGCUGAACGAUGAAAGGGUGGACCCACCGCCUUCAGUCAUGGAUCCGUUAAUGUCGUGGGCUGACGAGGCUCACUGGUCCAUGGGUGGCCUCAGCUUCAAGCGCUACCGUCUCCAGGGCCGGAUUGAGGGUAAUCCAUCGCCUUCGCCGCCUCCGGCUCCGGUGGCAAAUAAGAGGAGACGUGUUGUUGGUUUGGUGGACGAGGAAGAGGAGGGGCUCGGAUCUGGGAGAGAAAUCAAGAGAGGGGCAGUGAGGAAGUUGGGUGAUGAUUUUGAGAGGGUGGCGCGUGAGAGUGGGAUGAGAGGGAAAAAGGCAAGUCCGGCAAAAAAAGUUGCCGUCGGCGGCGGUGAGGUUUUGGCGGCAAUGACAAAGAGUAAAAAGGAGGUUAUGAAUGGGGUAAAGGCUAGGAAGGGGAAGAAGCUGGUAAAGGGUGGCAAAAGUGUUGGUGCUGCGGUGGUGGCUGCUGCCACUUCUCGGCUUAGAAGCUCGCCUCGUCUGGCGGCGCGAGGUUGA